AGCAUUGUCACUUUGGUUCAAAGGGACAGAAUGUUUUCUGUUCCAUUUCUUACCUCAUUGACAAGUCAUCUUGGGAUCACAGCAAUUGAUGAUGCAAGUGAUACCCUUUCAUGUCUCAUCACUGCCUUCCUCUUCAUCAUCGCAGCCAUUCUCACUUCAGCCCAAAGCUAUGUUGGCUCAGCGAUGGAGUGCUGGCUUCCUCAGACGUACUCGGGCGCUUGGGAAGAAUUUGCUGAGAACUACUGCUUCUUGAAGGACACCUACUUCUAUCCAAGACAACAAUCCAUGACAGAUAUUCCAAUGUAUCACAAAGAACGUCAUCGUCUUACCUACUAUCAAUGGUCCAGUAUGUACUUGGCAGUUGCUGGAAUUGCUUUUAUGAUUCCAAAGUUUAUUUGGAGACUUUCUCAGUCUACAACCGAUAUGCCAUUGAUAUAUUUUUGUGAUACUGCAAAUGAAAUCAAAAUUGAAACUACUGAAAAAAGAAGUUCCAAAGUCAAAGAGAUGGCUAGAUUUAUGCGCUCCAAGAUCACGACUGUCCAUACUCCAUCCAUAUUUUCUUGCAUCAGAAUGUACUCUGUUUAUUCAAUUGUCAAGAUGUUGUACCUCAUCAUUGCAAUUGCUCAAUUUGUAAUUCUUGCAAUUUUUCUUGAUCAAGAGAAGGAUAUGUUCUGGGGAUGGACUCUCUUUAUGAAUCUUCUUAAUGGAAUUACCUGGGAAACUACUGGAUUAUUCCCACGUGUCACCUUCUGUGACUUUGAAAUCCGUGAGACUGCCGGAAACAAUCGUGCGGAAACUGUUGAAUGUCUGAUUGGAAUCAAUGUAUUUAAUGAGAAAAUCUUCCUUUUCCUCUGGUUUUGGCUCCUAUUUCUUAUCUUCUCUACACUCGUUGCUCACAUCUACAAUGCCACACAUAUCGCGAAGCCCUACAUCAUCAACAGCUUGCUUCACAGCAUUCGGGAUCAUGGUAUUGUCGAUCAGAAGGAAUUGUUCAAAGAGUUCGGAGAGAAGUAUCUCACAAUGGACGGGAAAAUUAUUUUGAGUUUCGUCAAGGCUCAGAGUGAUUUGGUUGCAUCGGAAGUUGCCGUGGAGAUGUACAACGACUUUUUGGAGGUCAGAGAUCAACGCAUCUAUAUCAUCUCCCACGAGUUCAACGAUAUUCAGAAAACCAGGAACUAAUUUCUUUCAUUUCCAUAUUUUUUUGUAUUAUGAAACUACUUACAAAGUAGUAAUCUUCACUUUGUGUUUAAGUUUUUAUUUCUGGGAAAAUUAUUUGAUAAUAAAACAAAUUGCAACGAAUA
Messenger RNA from Caenorhabditis elegans, 1301 nucleotides. RefSeq names its product Innexin (gene inx-9). Gene Ontology annotation, biological process: transmembrane transport. Gene Ontology annotation, cellular component: membrane; plasma membrane; gap junction. Bases 31 to 1179 code for a protein of 382 amino acids. Lineage: Eukaryota; Metazoa; Nematoda; Chromadorea; Rhabditida; Rhabditidae. The transcript has 4 exons. The record is from RefSeq and is marked reviewed.